Huiozyma naganishii CBS 8797 is the source of this 1278-nucleotide messenger RNA. RefSeq names its product GTP-dependent zinc transferase (gene ZNG1). Bases 1 to 1278 code for a protein of 425 amino acids. The record is from RefSeq and is a predicted model, not a curated record. NCBI's taxonomy places the organism in Eukaryota, Fungi, Ascomycota, Saccharomycetes, Saccharomycetales, Saccharomycetaceae. Gene Ontology annotation, cellular component: cytoplasm. The transcript has a single exon.
AUGUCAGCACUGAAGAGUUUUGAGUACAAUUCUGAUGACGAUGGGGAGUUGCCCCCGCUUGUUACCGGUUCGGAGGCAAAUCUCAUUGAGAUUUUUAGCAAGUACAGCAAGAGCAACAACGGUAAGCUGGUCACGGAUGAGAAGAUAGAUAGGGUUAAUAAACAGAACGCUAUCGUAGCAGCCUCAGUUCCACAGAAGAGGAUCCCUGUGACGAUUAUCACCGGGUACCUUGGGUCAGGUAAGUCCACACUUUUGGAAAAGAUAGCACUGAAGGGGAGUGACAGGAAGAUUGCUGUGAUCCUGAAUGAGUUUGGCGACUCGAGUGAAAUUGAGAAGGCAAUGACGAUAAAGAACGGGUCUGCAAGCUACCAGGAAUGGCUGGAUUUGGGGAACGGUUGUCUGUGUUGCUCACUUAAAAACGUCGGUGUCAAAGCUAUAGAGGAUAUGAUUGCCAGAUCGCCAGGGGCCAUCGAUUAUAUCCUUUUGGAGACUUCAGGGAUUGCUGACCCUGCCCCCAUUGCCAAGAUGUUUUGGCAGGACGAGGGAUUGAACAGUAGUGUGUAUAUUGAUGGAGUCAUCACCGUGCUGGAUGCGGAGCACAUUCUCAAAUGUCUCGAUGAUGUAUCACCGGAUACGCAUUGGCAUGGCGAGAAGGUUAUCAGGGAAGACAACUUAACGAUAGCACAUUUCCAACUCGCCAUGGGGGAUAUAAUCGUGCUGAAUAAGUUUGACAAAGUAGAGGGCAACCAUUGUGCGAUUGAAGAGUUACAAAAUCGUAUUAGACAAGUCAACGAAGUGGCGCCGAUAUACUGCGCGAAGUACGGCGAUGUAGAGUUGGACAAACUAAUGGAUAUACAUGCCUACGAGGGUACUUUUUCUGUAUCUGAAAAACUGGGCGCAACGGAGCGCCCGACGCUACACGAUCCAAGGAUGAUGACCGUGACGUUGGACUUCCCACGACUCAGAGACGCAGUGCAGUACAAAGCUCUUUUCACAGAGUUCUUACAAGUGUUGUUGUGGAAGGAUUUUGGAGUCACGUCAAACCGAACGGCGGCCGAUAGAAGUGAAAUACAGAGAACCAAGGGCAUAAUCUCAUACAGGGACGCUGCUUCUGGUGAAACGGUGACCAAAGUGGUUCAAGGUGUGCGAGACACGUACGAUGUGUUCCCAGCGAGGUCCCCACGGGAGGAACACUUUGGAUGUAAGCUGGUCUUCAUCGGUAAGCACUUGGAUAAAACCCAUUUUGAGAGUUUACUCGAUGAGGUACUCUCGAAGUAG